GACACAUGUGAGUCUCUCUCUCUGAAUUCUCCACCUUCUUCAGUCUUCCUCCUUCAGUCGAUCGCUCAAGAUCGCCUGAAGAAAUUCUUUUAGCUUCUUCACAGUGAAUUAAUCUUAUAGUAGAUCAUAUCACACACCCUGAAUGUGACCCUACAUGGUCACUAAUCAACUAUUUGUGAAAAAUAACAUAUUGUGAAUUAUCUCAUUGAGUACAGUAUCAUUUGCAUUUUCAACCAAUUAACACGAUAAUUAUCGUAUUAAGAAUUUUAGUGAAAAAUUGACAAGAAUAGUAUAAUAUAUUCUCUCUUUUUAACUUGGUGAAUACCACUUGACACGCACACAAACGCAUAUUAACAUCUCAUUCACAAAAACCUAUAUACUCAACUCAAGAGGAAUUUCUCACAGAAUGUCUCAAGACUUACGAGAUAAUGAGUAUUGUUGAACGUUCAUCGAAGAUCAAUUAACCGGGCAAUUUAAAACAGUGCAUUUCUCAAUUUGUUAAAUUAAAUUAACAAAAAAAAAGAUCUUCAGUUUGAGCUUUUUGUUUCGUGUUUUUAUGAACUUGAACAUGAGAUAAGAUGAACUUCAAUUGAAUCAUCUCACAGUGUGAUACUCACGUUCAAGCAAUAAACUUUACGUCCGUUCAAUCCACAAAAAUUAAACGGAGUUAUAAAAGUUUUUAUCAUAAACUCUAAAGACUGUGCGUUAAACGGUGGCCUUAUAUUUUGUGCUAAAUACAUAGUGUAUUGUGAUAGUAAAAGAAAUAUAAACAAAACUAAUUUACACUAGAACAGUGGGUGGUUUUUUUUUCUAAAAUAAACGUGAUAAAACAUUCAAACAAGGUUUUCAAUAGCAUUAUACCUGAUAUCUCACCUUCUCUUCACUGAAAAUGCAAUAAUUUUGCAUUUUAAACUUAUCAAUGUUCGACGAGUGUAGUGCAAGUGACAUAAAAAUAAACAAAUAAAUAAAUAAAAUCCCACGUAAGAUCAUGAAUAUUGAAGAAACGAGUUUAAACACCAGCAAUGCUGGCAAUAGAAGUGAUCCCGAAGUCAAUGGAGAUCAGAAGAAGCAGGAGAAUGGACACAGUGACCAAAGAGUCAGCGAUGAGCCGACCAAUGAGCAUGCCAUGUCGUACCUUGAGACAAUCGUACAUGUCUUCAAGGGAAAUAUUGGACCUGGGCUUUUUGCCAUGGGUGAUGCGAUGAAGAAUGCCGGCUUGAUUCUUGGACCGGUUCUUACAGUGAUUAUUGGGAUAGUUUGUGUCCACUGUCAGCAUCUCCUGCUGCAGUGCUCAAAGCGAAUGCGAAAUAAAGCAAAUAUGCAGACCUAUCCAGAUUUUGCAAGAACUGUUGAAUUGUGCUUCGAGAAUGGACCACCUCGACUGAGACAGUGGUCAAAGACAAUGAGGAUCAUCGUCAAUGUCUUCCUCUGUGUCACGCAAUUGGGAUUCUGCUGCGUUUACUUUGUAUUUGUCAGCACAAAUCUUCAGCAGAUCUGGAACCAGUAUGGUAUCAGCAUCAACGAUUACCUGAAUCUGGUGAUAAUUUGCGCACCAAUUCUCCUCACCAGUCUCAUAACAAAUCUCAAAUAUCUUGCACCAUGUUCUGUUGUUGCAAGUGCUUGUAUGUUAAUUGGAACAGGAAUUACUCUCUACUUCUCAGUGGGUGACCUUCCCAGUCCUUCUGAGAGGAAUUUUGUAGCUUCGUGGGAGACAUUGCCGUUGUUUUUCGGUACAACUCUUUUCGCUUUCGAGGGUAUUAGCCUCGUCCUGCCACUGCAAAAUGCCAUGAAGGUGCCAAGAAACUUCCAUCGACCAGCUGGAGUUCUCAAUGUUGGGAUGUGUUUCGUCACAUUCCUCUUCACUGGAUUAGGGUGCCUGGGAUAUCUCAAGUAUGGGGAUAAGGUAGAAGGAAGUCUUACCUUGAAUCUACCUGAGGAUGAUCAACUGGCUCAAUCUGUGAAACUUUUAAUCUCCCUGGGUGUUCUCCUUGGGUAUGCCUUGCAAUUUUUCAUCGCCAUCCAGAUUAUGUGGCCAGGGAUUCAGGAGAAAUUUGGACCAUUUACCCAUCCAAUUAUUGGAGAGUUUGCUUUCCGGACAAUUAUGGUUUUAGUUACAUUGGCUAUUGCGAUGACUGUUCCAAAACUGAGCCUCUUCAUCUCUCUCAAUGGUGCUCUGUGCUCCACAGCUCUUGCUCUGGUAUUCCCACCGUUUAUCGAAUUGGUGUCCAAUUGGGAGGAUAGUAAAGGACCCGGAGCCGCUAUUUUGCUGAAAAAUGUCGCCAUUAUGGUUGUGGCUCUUUUGGGUUUCAUCACAGGAAGUUAUGAGAGUUUAGCACAGAUUAUUCGAGCUUUCUCUGAACAAACACCUUCUUAAAUCUCUAUUAAGCAAUUGCAUAUACAGUGUUCACAAUUUUUUGUAUAGUUUUUCAUGAAAAUAUCACGAUAAAACACAAAAA
Messenger RNA from Phlebotomus papatasi, 2456 nucleotides. Its product is annotated as proton-coupled amino acid transporter 1. The record is from RefSeq and is a predicted model, not a curated record. Gene Ontology annotation, cellular component: vacuolar membrane. Bases 989 to 2374 code for a protein of 461 amino acids. Gene Ontology annotation, molecular function: amino acid transmembrane transporter activity. Lineage: Eukaryota; Metazoa; Arthropoda; Insecta; Diptera; Psychodidae. The transcript is spliced from 4 exons. Gene Ontology annotation, biological process: amino acid transmembrane transport.